This is a messenger RNA of Chelmon rostratus (copperband butterflyfish), 3084 nucleotides long. RefSeq names its product tumor protein p53-inducible protein 11-like. The transcript is spliced from 7 exons. The record is from RefSeq and is a predicted model, not a curated record. Bases 127 to 696 code for a protein of 189 amino acids. Lineage: Eukaryota; Metazoa; Chordata; Actinopteri; Chaetodontiformes; Chaetodontidae.
GCUGUGAGGGAGCACGAGCUGUACGCGGUGCCGCCACACUGUCCACACGGUCUGCUCACUGGACGGCUAACGUUACACUCUGAAGCACGCUCAGGAGACCCCUCCGCUUCUCGCUGUGUGUACGCCAUGGCGUCUAAACCUCACCCUCCUCUGAUGAAGAAGCACAGUCAGACAGACCUGAUAAGCCGCCUGAAGAGCCGGAAGAUCCUCGGGGUUGGUGGCGAGGAUGAUGAUGGUGAAGUGCACCGCUCAAAGAUCAGUCAGAUGCUCGGAAAUGAGAUGAAGUUUGCAGUGCGGGAGCCUAUCGGGCUGAGGGUGUGGAUACUCAUCUCAGCAGUGGGUUUCACAGUUAUGGCCCUGAUGGCCCUGAUGUUUCCCAACCAGCUAUAUGAGGUUGUGUUUGAGGAGGAGCUCUCCACGACUAACAUAUCCAUUCGCCUUUACGGAGGAGCACUGCUUAGCCUGGCCCUUAUCAUGUGGAAUGGUCUCUACACUGCAGAGAAGAUCGUGAUCCAGUGGACUCUGCUCAGUGAGGCCUGCUACUUUGCUGUCCAGUUUCUAGUGACAUCCAUCACUUUAAUGGAGAUGGGCAUCCUGUCCAAUGCUGCCAUGCUCCUGCUCCUCAGCCGAGUGCUCUUCUUGGUGGUCACCAUGGCUUACUACUACCACCUGGGUCGUAAGGCAAAGAAGAUCUGAGGGGACUGUGUGAUACUUCCAGGGAGGGGACAGCAGACAGAUUGCAAAUGCAGGGUCAGAAGGUUUGGAAUAUUAUUUAAUUGGGGCUUGAAACAUUACCAGUGGAUGCUCCAUGACACCCACCCCUGCCCAUGGGACCUAGCCUAUCUUAACCCCCAAUAUUCAACAGAUGAGCACAGUGUCACAUUCCAGACUCUACAACCAGAACAAGAAACCUCAUAGUGAAAGUAAAUUAAUCUUUCACUGGGCUGUGAGGUCAAGCCCCUCUUGACACACAUUCCAUCUUUGUUCAGUUCUGAGUGCUCUUAUUAUAAAGAAGGAGCUAGCGUUUUGUAGUGCGUUGUGUUUCUUGUGUCAAUAUGAUUCCAUAUUCCAGAUUCAGUAUUGUGGUGUUAUCUGAUAAACAGCUGCAACUUGACACUGCUUCUUAAUUGCACUCAAGGACCACGAGUUUGUGUUAGAACGUGUUUCCUGUUUGAUGCUGUUUUAGUUAAAUCAUACUGUAUGUGUGCUAACGUUGAGCCUGAAUAUCUGUGCUCGUGCAUGCUUCUCUGACAGCUCUCCAGUGAACGCACCAAACUGAAAAAGCAUCAACUGUGCUUUGUGUAAGAUUAAGGAGUUUUUACUUUCAAUCAUGCCCAUCAAUCAUAUUCAGAUCUAGACUGCCCCCAAACAAAUGCUGAAUCGAAACAUUUUUCAGGGACAAAGAGAUUUUUUUUUUAUUCCUUGAGGUCAAGAAGUUCUACCAAAGUAAAUUGUUUUGUACUGAGAAUUUACAAUACUGAGUAGCACAUGUAUAAUGCACAUGUGAACUGACUCGUAGAAGAGAAGAUGUGUAGUUCUCUGCUGGUUAUGUGUGCACUGUUAGGCAGGAGUUUAGCCUGAGCGAUCUUACAGAAAGUAUGUAACACCUUUACUGUCAAAGUAGUGUCACAAGCCGAGCAUGUCAGUGUGCAGGCCAAACAAACAUGAGCUGUUUCCUCUUCAGUGAUGUAGCACAGUUUUUUACGUACACCAUAUCCUUAGCCUUGCCUUAAAACUACUUUAAAGAACAGUCAUCGACACUGCAUCCUACUUCUUGUAUAUAUGUAAAUAAAACUAUUUACUAUAAUGUGGUGUUCUUGUGAACCGAACAGGGAACUUGUUCAGUAUUAGUUAAAUGAUUUUCAGAGGUUGAUCUUUCUUGCUGUGUGUUAUUUUGUACCUAUUUAAGUGACAUUUGUAUUUUUGAUGUCAUGCAUGCAAUAUAAUCUGGGAAAAGAAAUAGCUCAAACUGUGUAGCAAGCUGCCACCAUCUAGAACCCAACGCUGAUAAAGUUAUAUUAAUGGUGGUGAAUGGAUGCUAAAAAUGGCAAAAAGCAUUCAAAGGAAAAUUUAAUUUAUAAGGUAGUUUAACUACAGUAUAUGUGCUAUAAAACAGAUAUUACCCAACACUUAGGUUCAGUACCUUUUCUACCUCCCGAUACGUGGCGCGCCCUCAGGUACGUGACAUCCCAGCUCAGUGUUUUAGAGCAGCGCUAAUUUGUCAACUCUAAUCUCUGGAAAUCAUACUCUUCAGCACCUACUGUAAGGCCAGUUGAAAAGACACCUUCAAGACAGUUGACCCAUUUUCUAAAUUUAACUUGAAACCUUACUUUGAGUUGAACAAGAAACAUACUGUAGGUCUCCUCCAAAGGUGGUCCAUAUUGUUGCAAAUGACCAGGUUCAGUCCUGCCCCAGAAGGGAGUGGUCCUGAGGUCAGAGUGAUUGAGGGUUUGCAGUUGCGAGUCCAGCACUGAAGGCAGAUGUGCUUGUUACUUGGGUUAGCUUUCGGUUCAGAUAGGGAACGUGAAACAUGGGUGAGGUCUCCUGUACUCCUGAAAAGUUGUAAUUAUACUUUUUCCAGUGUUUAAUUACAUGCAGCUCUCCCUUGUGACAUUGUGUGCCCCCACCUACUGCUCUGUCCUGACUAGCAUGGUAAUUAUGGAGUUCAAGAAAAAUGUCAUUCCAUUUCCGUCGAUACUACAGGCCUCAAAUCAUCAGCCUUGUGAGAUGAAACAGGUCUGUGACGCAGGUUAUUUUAGGAGAGAUGGGCAGUUGGGGACGGGCAGAAGAAGGGAGGCAAAGAAAUAUCUCUUUCAUCCUCCUGGUUCUCUGACGUCAAUUAGUCAGAAACAUUGGUAAGUCGUGUCCUUGAAAUUUUAGAUGAAUGGUAAGUUGAGCUAUUCAUUCCCUCUGAUGUCCAACAUAUAUUGUACUGUUGUGAAUAGCAUACCAGGUCAAACUGUUUCAAGUUGUAGCAUUGUGUUUUUAUGUAUAUAUGUGCUAUACUGUACCUCAAAAAUGAAUUGUUAUGGAUUUCCACUAUUUAGUUUGAAAUAAAGGACACUAUUGUUUAUUUUGAAGUCU